AUGAGUAUUGAGAAUGUGGGUUGUGAGCCCACCUUCGUAACCAGUGUUCGCAGGGAGGUCCUAGACAUUACCCUGAGCAACGWMAACAUGAUCGGGCUGAUCUCACAGUGGCGGGUGUCAAAGGAGCCCUCACUGUCAGAUCACAAGAUCAUUCGGUUGGCUCUGAGGKUAAAAGUYRCGGACAAACCUCCGACACGUACCCCUMGAAAUACGAACUGGGGUAUUUUCAGAGAGACCUUGAGUCACAAUAUAAGUAGAGAGGGGCUGGCGGAUGAUAGGUCCACCACAGUUGGACUGGAAAGCAGACUGAGUGCCAUAAACCAGUCCAUUAUGGACGCCUAUUACUGCGCCUGUCCACUAAAAGCGACCACCAGCAAACAAAUCUGCCCCUGGUGGUCCAGUAAACUCUCAGCUCUUAGAUUUAAGGUGCGUGGGCUGUUUAACAAAGCCAAGCGCACAGGCAGCUGGGAGGAUUACAAACAGCACCUAACAUUCUAUAACAAGGAGAUUAGGCUUGCCAAGAAAAACAGUUUCAGGAAAUUCUGUGAUAGCGUCUCCUCAACCCCGGAGGCAGCUCGGYUGCAUAAGGCGUUGUCGAAGGGCAAGACGGACAUAGUAUUAUCCUUAAAACGACGGGACCUAUACGACAAGUGCGGAGGAGAGGGCGGAAACACUCCUACAAACGCACUUCCCGGGGACGGUUCAAGCUGA
Molecule: messenger RNA, 711 nt
Organism: Bactrocera latifrons
Lineage: Eukaryota; Metazoa; Arthropoda; Insecta; Diptera; Tephritidae
Exons: 1
Coding region: 1-711 (236 amino acids)
Source: RefSeq, a predicted model, not a curated record